GUUUAGUUGAAGCCCUACUAACUCAAACUCAGACUCAUUGAGUUAAGAAACUCAAACUAUAAACCAGAAAUUAGGUUUAGAGCCCUGCCAAUAACAAGCUUUUGGCCCCAAGAUUUUCUCUUGUGGUGUCGAGGUUGUCGAGGUAUAGCUAUUCGCUUAGCCAUGCUCCCACCCCGCGCUUUCGUCGACUUCACAUGCAAACCAUGAUGUCCUUAGCCUGAGUUUUCACAAGCUCCAUAACUCACAUCAUUAUUUAACGUCAAUGCCGCAAGAGUAUCCUGAGAAUUCGUAUCAACACGACCAUAACCGUUCCUCGACCCCCAAGAUCCGGAAUGUCACAAUGGAAAUCACUCUAGGGUUCCGACAGCUCUGGAUCGCUAUUUUGACUCUUCUGGCCGCCCGGUUUAUUAUACAAAAAGUCGUACCAUCACGUCUCGACUCGAAUUAUGCCCCGAAAAGCGGAUAUGAACUCGUGCCAGUCGAUUGUUUUAAUUCUAACGUGACUGCGACCGGCGUAGACAUUAUCCUUAUUCACGGCCUCGGGUCUAACCCAGAUACUACCUGGAAAAAGUUGGCUAAAAAUGAUUCUCAUAACCAAGCUGAUUCCCUGUCCCCAGGAAAGAACUAUGUCAACUGGGUGACCGACUUUCUCUGCGAAGAUCUCCCUCCCAACGUUCGACCGCACGUCCGCGUCUUCUUCUACAACUACGACUCAUACUGGAAAAGAGAUGCUAUUGAGGAGCGUCGCAGCCGACUCGGUCAGGAGCUGUUUGAGGAGGUUGCCUCAAUGGCGGUGAAGACCCCAGAGAGAAGUAUAGUGUUCGUCGGGCAUAGUUAUGGCGGCCUCGUAGUAAAAGAAGCUCUAAUUAAAGCUCAAUUUCUUCAAACAAGGCGCCCCGUCAACAUCUUCCAGCAGAUCAAGGCUCUUAUAUUCCUAGGAACACCACAUCGCGGCUCCGCUUCUGCUUCGCUUGCUGUAAAGGCAGCUCAAAUUGUUCGCGCUUUCGGCUUAAAGGCGUCACCAUCUAUCGUGGAGGCAAUAACCUACGAUUCUGUUGAGCUUCAGGAUAUGCACCGGCAAUUUGAGGCAAUUUCAGACCAUGUGCGGAUCGUCAACUUCUACGAAAAGCAAGAGACACAGGAAUUUUGGGGCCUCUGGAGUGGCCUUGUUGUCAAGGAGCAGUCUGCCACACUGGACCGACCUAAUGCGGAAACUAUAGGUCUGCAUACAGAUCAUUCAGGACUAAAUAAGUUCGCCAAGCGAGAUUCCAAUUACAAGAAGAUAAGAAACAAACUCGUUGAGCUGAUGGAGGCAAUCAUAAUGGGGACGUCAAGGCCCUGGAUACCCGAAGCCGAGAAGCUCUACACAGAAAGGAGCAGUCUUUCUGACGAUCUCGAAGAAAAACUCAAUAAACCGUUAAAGGGAUCAGACCAGGUAGCGCAUGCGGUGGCGAUCUUCGGUCUCGGGGGUACUGGCAAGACCCAAUUGGCGCUUAGAUACGCGGAAAGGCAUAAACUUCGAUACGACACCAUUCUUUGGAUCGAUGCGAGGAGUGAAGCGACGAUACGAUCAAGUUUUCAGCGAUGUGCUAGAGAACUGAAGCUUUUGACUGAGACGUAUAGCACAGUGCCUGAUCUGGUCGCCCUCAAAGAUGACCCGCCCGUUCGUAUUGUCCUAUCUUGGCUCCAAAAUAGGAAUCAGUUCCAUGGCGAAUGGCUCGUUAUUCUAGACAAUGCGGAUGACCUUGACGGCGGCUUGCGAGAUGUUAUUCCUUCCGGAGUACGUGGAAGUAUCAUCAUCACCAGUCGAGACUUUGAGUGCGUAGAGGUACUCCCCCUUGGAAGCCAGAAACUGCAGGUGGACAUCAUGAAGCCCUCAGAGUCAAUCUCUCUACUAUUGCGGCAUCUGAACCUCGGUGCCGCAGAAGUAACGGAAGAUAUCCGUGAUCUUUCUCUGAGCAUAUGCGAAAACCUGCAACACCUUGCUUUCGCAAUUCAUCUUGCGGGUGCUUAUAUUCAUUCUUGCUACAAAGUUGUGGAUCUGGAAGACGACGAGUAUUUGGAAAUCGAAUUGGAUCCAAAACCUUGCCUUGAGAGAUACUUGCAAGACUACAAAAACCACAAGAACCAAUUAUUAAAAGACAACAUGGUAAAGCGUGUAACACUAUAUAACCAAACUAUAUGGACGGUAUGGGAUACUAGUCUGGACGCCAUUGACAAGAUGUCUUCAUUCCCGUCGAGGCUUUUACUCACCCUCCUCGCUCACAUGGAUCCUGCCAAGAUUCAGGACGAAAUAUUCCGCCUUGCAGCUGAAGGCCUGGCCAAAAGGCCCAACAUGCGAACAGUUGAGCUUCCCCGGUGGCUUUUGGAGUUGUUGAGCGUGAAUGAAAAUGACCAGUGGGACAGGUUCACAUUCGAAGAGACCCUGAAACCACUUCGGCUUUUCGGAUUAGUCCGAUAUUCCAAGGCAAACUACCCUGGAGUCAAUAUGCAUUCAUUAGUGCAGUGGAGGGCAAAGCUUGAUUACACAUGCGAGUCACAACAGUCAUGGAACCUGUAUUAUUCCAUAUUCAUGGCAGCUGCGGCUAGCAAAGCCCUGUCCGAACCAGGAAAUGCACAAUUUUGGCAACAUAUGAUCCCCCAUCUUCCGCUACCUAAAGAUUCAUUCAUACCAGAGAGCAAAGCGGCAGGCAAUAUAUGGGUGAUAGGUAAGCUAUACUAUAGGGCAGGACGGUUAAGAGAGGCCGAAGAGCUGCUUGUGAGAGUGAUAGAGGUUUCCAAGAGGGUAGUUGGCGCGGAGCAUCCAGACACGCUGGCCGCCAUGAACAACCUAGCCUUGGUAUACAGUUAUCAGGGUCGAUUAAAAGAGGCCGAAGAGCUGUCCGUGCAAUUGAUGGAAGCUUGUAAGAGGGUGCGUGGCGUGGAGCAUAGAGACACUCUGGCCGCCAUGAACACUCUGGCGUUGACGUACAUGGGACAGAAUCGAUUGAAAGAGGCCGAAGAGCUGUUCGUGAGAGCGAUAGAGGUUUCCAAGAGGGUGCUUGGCGUGGAGCAUCCAUACACGCUGACCGCCAUGAGUAACCUGGCGUCGACGUACAUGGGACAGAAUCGAUUGAAAGAGGCCGAAGAGCUGUUCGUGAGAGUGAUAGAGGGUUUGAAGAGGGUAGUUGGCGUGGAGCAUCCAGACACGCUGACCGCCAUAAGUAACCUGGCGUCGACGUACAGUCUUCAGGGUCGAUUGAAAGAGGCCGAAGAGCUGUUCGCGCACGUUAUGGAAGCUCGUAAGAGAGUGCUUGGCGUAGAACAUUCAGACACGCUGACCGCCAUGAACAAUCUGGCGUCGACGUACAAGCAACAGCGUCGAUUGAAAGAGGUCGAAGAGCUGUUCGCGCACGUUAUGGAAGCUCGUAAGAGAGUGCUUGGCGUGGAGCAUCCAGACACGCUGGCCGCCAUGAGUAACCUGGCGUCGAUGUACAGUCAUCAGGGUCGAUUGAAAGAGGCCGAAGAGCUGUUCGUGCACGUCAUGGAAGCUCGCAAGAGGGUGCUUGGCGUGGAGCAUCCAGACACGCUGGCCGCCGUGAGUAACCUGGCGUCGAUGUACAGUCAUCAGGGUCGAUUGAAAGAGGCCGAAGAGCUGUUCGUGAGAGUGAUAGAGGGUUUGAAGAGGGUAGUUGGCGCGGAGCAUCCAGACACGCUGACCGCCAUAAGUAACCUGGCGUCGAUGUACAGUCAUCAGGGUCGAUUGAAAGAGGCCGAAGAGCUGUUCGUGAGAGUGAUAGAGGGUUUGAAGAGGGUAGUUGGCGCGGAGCAUCCAGACACGCUGACCGCCAUAAGUAACCUGGCGUCGAUGUACAGUCAUCAGGGUCGAUUGAAAGAGGCCGAAGAGCUGUUCGUGAGAGUGAUAGAGGGUUUGAAGAGGGUAGUUGGCGCGGAGCAUCCAGACACGCUGGCCGCCAUGAACAAUCUGGCGUCGACGUACAUGGAACAGCAUCGAUUGAAAGAGGCCGAAGAGCUGUUCGUGAGAGUGAUAGAGGGUUUGAAGAGGGUAGUUGGCGUGGAGCAUCCAGACACGCUGACCGCCAUAAGUAACCUGGCGUCGAUGUACAGUCAUCAGGGUCGAUUGAAAGAGGCCGAAGAGCUGUUCGUGAGAGUGAUAGAGGGUUUGAAGAGGGUAGUUGGCGCGGAGCAUCCAGACACGCUGGCCGCCAUGAACAAUCUGGCGUCGACUUACAUGGAACAGCAUCGAUUGAAAGAGGCCAAAGAGCUGUUCGUAAGAGUGAUAGAGGUUUCCAAGAGGGUAGUUGGCGUGGAGCAUCCAGACACGCUGACCGCCAUAAGUAACCUGGCGUCGAUGUACAGUUAUCAGGGUCGAUUAAAAGAGGCCGAAGAGCUGUUCGUGCAAGUCGUGGAAGCUCGUAAGAGAGUGCUUGGCGUGGAGCAUCCAGACACGUUGACCGCCAUGAGUAAACUGGCGUCGACGUACAGUCUUCAGGGUCGAUUGAAAGAGGUCGAAGAGCUGUUCGUGCACGUCGUGGAAGCUCGCAAGAGGGUGCUUGGCGUGGAGCAUCCAGACACGCUGACCGCCAUGAACAAUCUGGCGUCGACGUACAUGGGACAGAAUCGAUUGAAAGAGGCCGAAGAGCUGUUCGUGAGAGUGAUAGAGGGUUUGAAGAGGGUAGUUGGCGUGGAGCAUCCAGACACGCUGACCGCCAUAAGUAACCUGGCGUCGACGUACAGUCUUCAGGGUCGAUUGAAAGAGGCCGAAGAGCUGUUCGUGCACGUCGUGGAAGCUCGCAAGAGGGUGCUUGGCGUGGAGCAUAGAGACACGCUGGCUGCCAUGCCGUCCUCAUUCAUGGCAACGGGAUUUUCCUUCUCUGGCACAGAUACUAUGUCUGGACUUUGGAACAGAUUAUGA
Truncatella angustata is the source of this 4915-nucleotide messenger RNA. RefSeq lists its product as uncharacterized. Gene Ontology annotation, cellular component: kinesin complex. Lineage: Eukaryota; Fungi; Ascomycota; Sordariomycetes; Amphisphaeriales; Sporocadaceae. The record is from RefSeq and is a predicted model, not a curated record. Gene Ontology annotation, molecular function: ADP binding; protein binding. The coding region runs from base 263 to 4915 and encodes 1550 amino acids. The transcript is spliced from 5 exons.